AAAUGCGAAGAGAAAAAGAAAAAACCAAAAGUACGUUUAGAAAUGCAUAUGGAACAAUAUUUUGUUGACUGCAACGACGCUUAUGUUUGGAUAUAUGAACCCAUUCCCAUAUACUACUGGUUUUUUGGAACACUAGUAGUUUUAGGUGCAAUUGGUGUUUGUCUUUUCCCAUUGUGGCCUUUAACAAUUCGCCAUGGUGUAUAUUACAUAAGCGUUGCAGCUGCUGGGUUCCUUAUAUUCAUUUUGGCAUUAGCAAUUAUUAGAUUAAUUGUAUUUUGUCUUCUGUGGGUUCCAACACUUGGCAGAUGUCAUCUCUGGCUUUUCCCUAAUUUAACAGCGGACGUUGGAUUCUUCGCUUCAUUCUGGCCACUUUAUCAGUAUGAAUACUACGGUAGUACAUCUGAAAACGAUAAAAAAGUUAGAAAGAAGAAAAAGAAAGAAAAAGAUUCUGAUACUGAAGAAACACAAGUAGAUGAGAAACCUAGUAGCAGAGAAUUAGAUAAAGAUCAUACUGAAGAUGCUUCAUCUAGUGAAGAAAAGCUUUCCUCACCUGAAUUAAUGGAAGGUGAAGAAGGUAGUGAAGGUUCGGAAAGUGAGAAAUCUAACACUGGUAAAGAUUUUGUAAUGGUUUAGAAAACCAACUCUUGGCAAUAAAUAAAUUUUGUUCAUGUUUACUAAAUGUCAUUAAUCGAAAAUUGACUUUUUGUCAAUGCUGAUUAAUGACAUCACUGAAUCAUGUAUAAGUAUUUAUGUGAAA
Ceratina calcarata is the source of this 757-nucleotide messenger RNA. Its product is annotated as translocation protein SEC62-like. The transcript has 4 exons. The record is from RefSeq and is a predicted model, not a curated record. NCBI's taxonomy places the organism in Eukaryota, Metazoa, Arthropoda, Insecta, Hymenoptera, Apidae. Gene Ontology annotation, cellular component: endoplasmic reticulum membrane; endoplasmic reticulum. Bases 43 to 633 code for a protein of 196 amino acids. Gene Ontology annotation, biological process: post-translational protein targeting to membrane, translocation.